AUGCCAUCACCGGUAGAUCACCUUUCUCCUUUGUCUGAGGAGAAAGGUGGACCAUAUCCUGAGCUUUCGGAUGCGCAGAGUUAUGCUUUCCAAGCACAAUUGUCUUUCAUCACUUAUCGCGUUGGAUAUCUCUCGACCUUUCUACCAUCCGUACAAGAGCUCCUCCAACUAGUCUCCACAUCCACAUCUCUCUUUUAUAACUUUGGUCACAGAUUCUCAACAUCAUCGAGUCUUCAGUCCGCUCGAAAGACUCUUGAAGCAGCCAAAGUUCUUCCUUAUCCUUGGGCGACGUGUCCAGAGAAGUUGGCGCCGCACAAGGUGAUCUAUCUCGAACUCCUUAGAAUGCUUCAGAACAAUCAGCGCCGUGUAGACAGUAAAUUGCAAGAUAACCCAGUAGAGUCGAAUGGCUUCGUCGCCUCUAACACAGUCGUAGAGCGGUUGCUUGUGUUACUCAUGCCCCUCACUUCGCCGUUCACAAUCGUAGGCAGGGGGCACAGCCUCGAAGGGCCAGAGCUGCGGCCUCCCACUGCUACUAGUGGCACUUCAUCCGCCCCCGCAGAGCAAGAGGUACCUCGAGGAGUUAUGCUCCCGCCUUCCAUGUUGCUAUCUCCGGGCGCAGGGGCACUGAAAUGCGCCGAGCGCUCCGAAACGCCCUCUUGCAACAAUUAUAGGCGCCUAUGGAACGAAGAGGAGCUCGCACCCUCUGAUGCUCCCAGACGGGUGAAGAGGCCCCGCGUUCAGCGGGCUGAGGGCCUCGAGAACGUGGUACCGGAGGCGGCCCCUGUGACAUUUUUCCCCCCACGAUCACCACUCCGGUUCGGCAUCUGUUUCUCUGCGAAAUCGUCCAUGUAUGGCGGCGGAUACAAACACAAAUGGUUCAACCACCCGGCGACCCCCCGCUCGCUUAUGAAUCCUAAAGAGUAG
Molecule: messenger RNA, 924 nt
Organism: Cyclocybe aegerita
Lineage: Eukaryota; Fungi; Basidiomycota; Agaricomycetes; Agaricales; Hemipholiotaceae
Source: the annotation of a GenBank genome assembly